Molecule: messenger RNA, 894 nt
Organism: Aedes albopictus (Asian tiger mosquito)
Lineage: Eukaryota; Metazoa; Arthropoda; Insecta; Diptera; Culicidae
Exons: 2
Coding region: 110-868 (252 amino acids)
Source: RefSeq, a predicted model, not a curated record
UCAACAAAUUUGUUUGUAAACAAACCCGUUCAGUAAACAAUCACAUCAUUUCACAACAGUAGUUAAACAGUAGUGUUCCUCGAUCUCUGUUCGCAAAUCCCGAGCCAAGAUGAACUGGACUCCGGGCAAAAUAGUGGGCACGGUGAAGCCGGCCGGAGCAAACGUUGCUCCGAUUCCGGCCGCCAUGCUCACACCCGUACCGGCCCCGGCUCCGAUUGCGCAAAUUCCGCAGCCGGUACCGGCUCCAUCGCUAAUGCCGCUCGCAGGAUCCACAACAGUUGCGUCCAGUGCCAAAGCAGGAGCAAAGCCCACCGUUUUGAAGGGAACCGUCCAAAGUCAACCGACUGGAGCGAAUAAGAUUCUUGGUACAAUCAAAUUGGCGGGGAGUGACCAACCGGGCAUCAGCUGCGAUCAGUUGACCAACCAAGCCGUGGAGGAAAUCUACCGGGACGCAAAAAUCGGCCGCAUUCGGGCCUCCCAGGUGGGCGCUCUUGGUUGGCGUGGCUGCCCCCUAAAGAAAACCAACAAACGGUUCCUGAAUCGUACCAUGAACUCGGUAAUGCAGCAUAACCGACGGGAGACAAUCCGCAACUUUCACAGUUCCACACAGAAGCUGAUUGAGAUGGACCGGCAGGAUGAUGUGCGACAUCGGCACCGGAAGAGGUCCCCACCGGCGGAGGCGGCGGCUGCUGGCUCCAGGCAUCGUGACCGUCAUCGACAUCGGGAGGUGGAGAUGGUGGAUGGGGAGGAAGAUUUUUCAAAGGAUGUGAUUGGGGUGGAUCAGUUGGGUUUGAAACGGGCGAAGGGGCGGGAAAAGGAAAGGGUGGAUUUGGAAGAGGGAGAGAUAUUGUCUGAUGAUGAUGAUUAGAAUUAAAAGUUGGAUUUGAAUGGUAA